AUGAAGGAAUUAUAUGAGAAAUUCUUAAAUCUGUGCUACUACCUGCGCUUAAUCCCAUUUCGUAUAAAACUUAAGCUCGUAGGCAAAGAUAAAUUUGGAGAUUCAGUUUAUCAGUGCAAGGUUGUCCCUGUAUCACGACUCCACGCCACCAUAAACAGCAGUCUUUUUGCCGUGUAUCUUUUACAAAGCAUAUUCCAAAUUCAGGGUGCUUAUUGGGGAAAGAUUAUUUUGCACCCUUCCAUUUUGUUCCUAAUGUGGGAAAAAGUGUAUGAAUGUUUCAUGUUGGCAUUAUUCUGGAGAGCGACAUUUUGGAACAGGAAGAUUCAACCAGUUUUAUGCAAAAUUUUAGAAUAUCAACCAAAGCGGAAAACUUCUCAAGAAGAGAAUUUGAUACGAAGUUCGGUGGUAACAAUACUUCUCCUCAUUUUCGGUGUAAUUAUUCCGGUUGCGAUUGAACUUGCCGAAAUAUUUAAUGUGGAUGGUCCAGAUCGAGCAGAUAACUACACGGCUAACUUUAGACUUUCAUCGGCACAAGUUUUAUUUGAUCUUUUAUUAGUUCGUAAUCACACUCAUAUUUCAGAGGAGGACUUUACCCCGACAUAUUUUACAAUUUCCGUUGUCUACAUGAUACUACGCACGUGGGGUCGAGUACUUCUCGGCAUGGCGAAUAUGUUAUCUUUGACAACAGCGAUAACAUGCUUAUUUGAGGUUAAACAAACGUACAAUUAUUCAGUUACGACAAACUUCACGAAUAAAAUGAUUAUUGAAAAAUACCUCGGCUUAUCCGAAUUUGUUAAGUGCAUGAACAAAGUAAAUCGAUCAAUUCUCUUGUGCCUCAUAUCUGCCAGUGUUCCUUUAAUGGUGUUACGAGUCAUCCAUGCUUGGGAUACGAGUCAAGUGUUUCUAAAGGCGAGUUUCUUCGUACAAUUAGUGCAAUUGGUCGGAAUUUUAUUUAUUUCUGCAGAAGUCGGUGAUAAGGGUACCCUAUUAAAGACGAAAAUGUUGGAAUUGUGUAAAGACGAGGAAUUGAAAUGCUGGUCGGAUAAAAUAUUUCGAUCUGAACUUGACAUUGAAGCGGACAGAUUUGUAAAUAUUUCAUACUCUUUCGUGGGAUCGUUAUUCAGUGCCUAUUUGGCCUAUGCCAUUAUGCUCUUGCAAAUCAACCCAUGUCAUAGUUGGAAUUGAAGAGGAUCGAACGGGAGACUUGGGACUGCUUAUUAAAUAAAUCAUUAUUUAAUAAGGUCAAUUUAUCUACAUGUCGGUUUGCUGCAUAACUUAUUCACCUAAAUCCGGUCACAAUAAUUUAGAUAGUAAAAACUCAUUUAGUCUAUAAGCAAUCCUUCAGUAUAGUUGAUACAGUUUAAUGGUCGAGAUUUGAUUUAUAAAUACUGUACAAUCACCGAAAUCCAAUCAUAAACUGGGUCAAUAAUUUAAGCAGAUUUAGGAUUACGAUUACUUAUGUAUACAUACAAGAAUUUUAAUACCCAAAAUUGUAUUUGACAUGGGCAUACAUUUCUUGUAGAAUACUUAUGUAAGCCAAGUAAUAUCAAUAAUCAAAAAGUAGAGCAACAAAGAUAAUAAUAAAAAAAAUGUCAAUAUGAACCUGCC
Folsomia candida is the source of this 1608-nucleotide messenger RNA. RefSeq lists its product as uncharacterized. Bases 1 to 1185 code for a protein of 394 amino acids. The transcript has 5 exons. Lineage: Eukaryota; Metazoa; Arthropoda; Collembola; Entomobryomorpha; Isotomidae. The record is from RefSeq and is a predicted model, not a curated record.